AAUAAGGUGUAUUAGUUGCUCCGAGCUGACUGCUUCCAUGACUACAAAAACGCAUACGUAAGCCGUGUCCGGAACAAGGUUUUUUGGUCUACUUCUACGGCUGUUUGCCUUUACACAUUAAUAGGAUGACCACAAACAAAGUCAUAGCCAAUUCGAAUUCAGACACGAACAAAGUCUCUUAUCCCAAGCGCGAUUUGACUGAAUCAGCUUGUCACUGCCACCGGCAAAUAGAGCCUAACUUUACCGUGGCCUGGUCUUAAGCGCUUGUGUGAAAUUGAACAAGUGACAGCGCUCGUGUACUGGGAUCGGUCUUCGGAAAUAUUUUAGAGGCAAAAUUGGCCCAAAAUGGCAAAUCGAGUGCACGUUCGUUCGGGCAGUGCUGGUCCCGACAACAGAGCUUUUCGUGAAGCCAUCGCAAACAUGAGGCUGGAGGUGUUAGAGACCAAGGCAGAGACCCAGCGAGUCCGAGAUCAGCUCAACUGCCUCAUCAUGCUGGUUAAGAGGGCGUGGAUGGGGGACCAGGCGGCAGCGAUUCAUGUGGCCAACAUUGUUGGUGCAGCUCCUCCCAAGUUUUUCAGAGACGAAGAAACAGAGGAGGUUAACGCAGUAAGCAAGACCCGAGUGCUCCACCACUGGGCCCUGCUGUCCAUCGGCCUGCUAAGCCGCCACUUCCAACAGCUAGAGACCCAAGCCCUGUCCCGGGCCAAGCAGAGGCUCCAGCAGCGGCAGGAUUUUCUGGACCAGGAGCUGGCCAAGCACAGGGAGCUCUUGAAGGCAGCCAGUGGCAGGGGAUUGGCCACUGUUAAGAGGAGGGGCAACCCUUACCUGGAGACUCAGCAGGGUCAGAAGCCUCACAACACUUGGAACUCCCGGCCCAAGUCCUCCAAACCUGGUCACCUGGCCCAACCCGAGUCUGACCAUUCCAAGCAGUACCGCCCCACUGCCAAGGAGCUGGCUACGCCCACCAGUAUGAUGCAGCACCUGGCCAACGUAGCCCAGGCAGAGAGAGAGCAGGAUUUGUUCAGUGCAAGCCAUGUGGUACCAGAUCGGAGUAAGGCCCAGCGUCCAAGCAGUGGGAAGCAGAAACUUCUGGACAGCCGCAGAGCGAAGCCGAAAAGUGCUGUCGUAGCCACAACUAAAGGGGAACGACCGUUAAAAUAUGAAACCACCCGUCCUGUAUCGGGCAAGCCCUCUGCUAGUUCCUCCAAAGCCCGGGCCAAAUCUGCCAAAGCUUCCUCCAACCGCAUCUUUGAGAUGACGGAGGGGGAUCUGUCCUUGUCGAAACCGAAUCACCUGUCAGAUGAGCAUUCGGCGCGGAAUGGGGAGGACCUCUCGCUCUUCGACGAGGAUGAAAGGCCACCGGUACGGACAAACGGUGGCCAUGCCCGGUACGAGGACACGGUCAGUGAGGGGCNGCAUGGAGGAAGACUUUCGCAAGACAGCCAAGAUGUUGCAAGAGAAGCUGGGGAUCAGCGGAGACGGUGUAAUCUGAUUGAGGGCUUUGUCCCAGUGGACCUCCUCAUUAACCAACUACGAGUUUGA
Molecule: messenger RNA, 1542 nt
Organism: Acanthaster planci (crown-of-thorns starfish)
Lineage: Eukaryota; Metazoa; Echinodermata; Asteroidea; Valvatida; Acanthasteridae
Source: RefSeq, a predicted model, not a curated record